Molecule: messenger RNA, 2634 nt
Organism: Drosophila albomicans
Lineage: Eukaryota; Metazoa; Arthropoda; Insecta; Diptera; Drosophilidae
Exons: 4
Coding region: 1-2634 (877 amino acids)
Source: RefSeq, a predicted model, not a curated record
AUGAAAGAUUGGCCCCAGCCAGCCUCCGACUCCAACUCCAACUCCAACUCCGACUAUGACUUUGACUCCGGGUCCAACUGCGACUUCCAGUUGGAACUACUGCGACUCCAAUUGCGUAUGCGACCCGUUGCCUGCCCGGCUGCAACUCUUUCAUUCCUGAUAUGCGCACAUGCCCCAACGGAGGAAAAGGACGAUGCCACCAAGGACGCUUUCUAUGCGGAGCUCGACCGAGCUUAUGGCCGCUGUCCUUCCCAUGACAUUAAAAUUCUCCUCGGGGAUUUUAAUGCCAAGGUAGGACGAGAAGACAUCUUUGGUGCCACCGUCGGGCGAUUUAGUCUACAUGAGACCACCUCGAGCAAUGGUCUCAGAUUAAUAGGCUUUGCAGCUGCGCAUAAUAUGGUAGUUCGUAGUACCGGAUUCCGUCAUUUGGACAUCCAUAAGGCAUCUUGGCUCUCUCCCGAUCGACUGACCAGAAAUCAGAUCGAUCAUGUUGUGAUCGAUGCAAGGCACGCAUCUAACAUACUCGACGUACGAUCCUGUCGGGGUCCCAACAUCGACUCCGACCAUUAUCUUGUUGCAGCUAAGAUUCGCACACGGCUAUGUGUGGCGAAGAUUGCACGUCGAAGUGCGUUAAGAAGGCUGGACAUCGGAAAGCUGCAAUCACAACAGGCGAAGAAUGCAUUCUCCACUCACGUCUCGGGGCUAUUAAGCCGAGCACCUUCAAUACCUCAAGACAUAAGCGAUAUGUGGGCGCUCAUAUCUCACUCCCUGCGAGCUUCGGCAGAAGAGGUGCUUGGAUUCCAGCGUCCUAUAACAAGGAAUCCAUGGUACGAUCAGGAGUGUCGUGACGCAACAGCUGCAAAGGACGCCGCCUACAGAAGAACACUGCAGGCUGGGGCGACACGAGCUAUUGUGGACGUCUACAGGUUGAGAAGAAGAUACGAAAAACGCCUUUUCAGACGCAAGAAGAAAGAGCAGGAAAGCGCGAGAAGGGUCAAGCGUCUGACCCAAGGAUUUAAGUCUGGUGCAGUGGCGUGCAGGGACGAUGAUGGAAACCUUGUCACAGAAGCAGAGGUCGUGCUGAGGUUAUGGAGGGAUCAUUUUUCGAGUCUGUUAUCUGGCUCAAGCACAGACUCUGAAGAUUAUGAUCCACGAACCCCAAUCUAUGGCACUGAUAUUGAAGUGCCAAUCCCAAGUCAUAUCGAAGUCAAGGAUGCAAUCCAACGGCUUAAGAACAACAAGUCUGCAGGUGCUGACGGCCUGCCGGCAGAACUGUUUAAGGCAGCUGGUGAUAUGUUGGUAGGGAGCAUGCACCAACUAAUCAGCAAGAUAUGGCUCACGGAGAGCAUGCCCGAAGAUUGGAAUCUCAGCAUGAUCUGUCCCAUCCUGAAGAAGGGUGAUGCCACGGUGCGCACCAACUACCGCGGAAUUAGUCUUCUUCCAGUUGCUGUGGGUUCAGGCCUGGCAAGUCCACUGUUGACCAGAUUUUCACCUUGCGCCAAAUCCUGGGAGAAGUCUUACGAAAACCAGAUCGACACGUACCAUCUCUUCGUCGACUACAAAGCUGCAUUUGAUAGCCCCCGGCGAGAUCGCCUAUAUGCCGCCAUGUCUGAGCUUGGUAUACCAGCAAAGCUGACUAGACUUUGCAGAAUGACAUUGAGCAACACCAUCAGCUCUGUCAAGGUAGGAUGUGGCCAAUCCGAAACCUUUACUACCAAGUGUGGCCUCAGACAAGGUGACUCGCUGUCUUGUAUACUCUUCAAUAUUUUAAUGGAGAGUAUUAUAAGAAAGGCUGGUGUACAUCGGACGGGCACGAUAUUAACCAACAGAUGUGUCCAGCUCCUUGGUUACGCUGAUGAUAUUGAUAUCAUUGGCCGCACCAAGCGUGAUGUCACAGGAGCCUUCGGGGCUAUUGAAAAGGAAUCAGCAAAAGUAGGACUAGCAGUUAACAUGGAAAAAACAAAGUUUAUGGUGUGCUCUAGCAGAGAAUCGCGGCGUCUUGAUUCUCAGCUGACUGCAGAAAACUAUAGCUUUGGGUCCGUCAAGGAGUUUAUUUACCUAGGCACUGCUAUAACAAGCACAAAUGAUGUCAGUCUGGAGAUUAAGCGGAGAAUAACACUUGCCAACAGGUGUUACUUUGGGCUCAGUAGGCAGUUUAAUAGUAGAGCUCUCUCUCGACGCACAAAAACCACACUCUACAAGACGCUCAUUCUUCCAGUACUCUUAUAUGGUGCGGAGUGCUGGACUGUGACGCAGUCAGAUGCAGCUGCUCUUGGAGUGUUCGAGAGGAAAAUUCUUCGCAAAAUCUUUGGUCCAAUCUGCGUGGACGAUGUUUAUCGCAUCCGAUACAACCACGAGCUGUAUGAGCUAUACGGCGAUGUUGACGUGGCCAGUCGAGUGAAAUCUCAAAGACUUCGCUGGCUGGGCCACGUUGCCCGUAUGGAUGAAGAUGCUCCGGCUCGUAAGGUGUUUGAUGCGAUGAUUGUUGGGACACGAAGGAGAGGACGACCCCGAACGCGUUGGCAGGACCAGGUGAUGGAUACCCUGUCCACACUUGGUGUUACCAACUGGCGAAGGCGCGCUCAGGACAGAGCCGCGUGGAGGCACAUCGCGCUUCAGGCUGAGACCCGAUAA